CCCAGCCUUUCCCUUACAGAAGCAGGGACGAUCAUGAGGGCUAAAGGAGCAGAGAUGCCGGGGAAGGACUGUGUCAAAGUGGCCGUACGCGUCAGACCCUUCAACAAGAGAGAGAGGGACGCAGGCGGCCGCUGCAUUAUCUCUAUGGCCUCCAGCACCAUCACCAUCCAGGACCCUCGGAACAGCCAGAGCCCACGCUCCUUCUGCUUUGACUAUGCCUACUGGUCCCACAGCGGCUUCACCAGAGACUGCUCUGGCCUGUACGUACCUGAGGAGCCUGGAGGACGAUAUGCUGACCAGGGUAGUGUGUUCCAGGACCUGGGGGAGGGGAUCCUGGAGAAUGCCCUUCAAGGUUAUAACGCCACCCUGCUAGCCUACGGGCAGACUGGCUCAGGGAAGAGCUACUCCAUGGUCGGGUACGGACCCAACAAGGGCCUGGUGCCCACGCUCUGUGACAAACUGUUUCAGGCCAUCAGGGCCAACCAGGACAGCCGACAGUGCCAGGUCUUUUUCAGCAUGUUGGAAAUCUACAAUGAACAGGUGGUUGACCUCUUGUCACGGGGGUCUCGGUCUCCGGGGGGACUGCGUGUCCGAGAGGAGCAGCAGAGAGGCUUCUAUGUGGAGGGGCUUCGCAGGGUCCCCUGUGACAGCGCCCCACAGGUGGAGCAACUGAUGGAGCAGGGGACGAGGAUGCGUACCACGGCCACCACACACAUGAACGCCAACAGCAGCCGCUCACACAUGCUCAUCAUCCUCCAGCUCAAACAGAUCUUCUCUGAGGAGAGCAUCACCAAGCAGUCUAACAUCAACCUGGUGGACCUGGCGGGCAGCGAGAGACAGCGGGUGUCAGGCUCCGAGGCCGACCGGCUCAAAGAGGGCACAGCCAUCAACCUCAGCCUCACCACCCUGGGCAACGUCAUCAGUGCCCUUGCUGAUGUAGCGGUAGGGAAGAAAGUAGUCCAUAUCCCAUAUAGAGACUCUGUCCUCACCAAGCUGCUGCAGUCUGCCCUGGGGGGGAACAGCCGUACUGUCAUGAUUGCAGCUCUGAGUCCAGCUGAUAUCUGUUAUGAAGAGUCUAUCUCAACCCUGCGAUAUGCUGAAAGGGCAAAGCGUAUUCAGAACCGUGCGGUGGUGAAUGAGAGUCCCACGGAGCGCCUGGUGAAGGAGCUGAAGGCUGAGAACGCCAGGCUCCUGCAGAGACUCAGCCGUCUGGGACAGGAGGGACGCAGGGCAGAGGACGAAACCAAGGAGCUGCGUCGGCUGUUGACCCAUAACGAGCUGCAGAUCAGAGCCAUCCAGACGCUCUGGGAACAACAUCUACAGGAGGCCUUGAAGGACUGGGAGCAGCAGUAUGCGACUAUCACACAGGAGCGGAGGAUGAUGCAGAUGCAUCCGUACAUCCUGAACAUCAACGAGGAUACUCAGCUGUCCGGGGUGGUCAAGCUCUUCAUCCAGGAGGGUGAGUGGGAUAUAGGGCUCUCUGACUCUUCACCCAGGUCCAUCUCAAUCAGGGGCCUAGGGAUCCAGGAGCGUCACGCUGUGUUCAGUAACGUCCAGCGUAGGGUGUACCUGACCCCACUGGCGGGGUCAAAUGUCAUUGUCAACGGAACACCCAUCUCCCAGAAGACCGAGCUGCAGCACCUGGACCGACUCAUCCUGGGUUCUAACAGCACCUACCUGUUCAUCGGCUACCCAUCUGAGAGGGGCGGGGAUGACUGGAGUCGCUAUGACUACGACUAUUUCCAGUCUGAACUGGCAGCCGCUGAGGGCAUCAACCUCCACUCACUGUGUGAGGAGCAGACACAGGGUGACUCCAGUGCAGUCCCCAGUCAGACUGACCCUAGUCUCCUGGCUGUUUUCUAUGACUACAUCAAACUGAUGCCCAUGGUGGCUGAGGCCAACCAGAUGAGCCAGGAGCUACACAAGGGGGUGGAAUUUAAACUGGAGAUUAAGAACCUGGCGUUAUCAGACUCUAAAGGUCAUGACUUGGAGAAGGAGAUCGCUGUCAGAGUGACAUCACUGGAAAACAAACAGGUGUGGCUCUGGUCCAAGGCCAAGUUUGUGAACCGCAAAUUCCUGAUGGAGGAGUUGUAUCAGCAGCACCAUACGGAGCGGAAGGGAGAGGGGGCGGCCAGGGCGCCCAUGCCCAGAGACAGUGACCCUUUUUGGGAUCCGCUGGAGCCCCUGCUCUUGGGCAGCGCCCACCUCUGGCUGCAGUCUCUGGCUUUCCGUAUCGCACUGGAGGAACAGCUGGAGGUAUUGGGGUCAGAGGGCACUGAGGAGGCCAUACUGCAGGCUCAGCUUCUACCAUGCAGCCCCACAGGACUGACUCUGGGGGAGGAUGACAUCCUGAUCGACCCCUCUGAGCUACUGGGGAAACGGCUGGACUUCCAGCUGGUCCUGGAUCAGUGCUGUGGCCUGCGUUGGGUCCAACAGGCCAGGAACAGAGGCGUUCAGAUAGGUUUCAGGAUGUUCGACAGUGCCCAGCCCCUCUACACUCCGGCCGUGUGGCACAAUGUCAACCCCCUGCUGGACCAGCGGGUCCACUUCACCUCUCUGCACACCUCCCAAGGCCUGCUAGAACACCUUCAGACCAGUGCCCUGGUGCUGGAGCUCUGGGGCCUACAGGAGGGAUGUAGAGACUUGGUGUCGUCUCUGGAGGGAGUGAGGAUGACUCCAGAGGGAUGCUUCCUCAUCGACCACGCUGGCGCAACUGAGACAGCUACUACAGUGGACCCUGGCUCAGAGCUGAGCUGCUCUCUGAGGGCUCUACAGCAGGAUGUAGAGGAGCUGAGGAACACUAACGCUGCACUGAAGACAGAGAACAACACACUGAGGGAUCAGCUCAAUACAACUAGGACCGGAGCAGAGUGGGUUCGUGGUCGGUCAGAGAGGCGGGGCAGCAGUCUGCGGCCCAGCUGUGAUGCAGAGUUCGCCCGCGCCCUGAAGGUCUUCUACCACAGCAUGACCUCUGUCAGGGUUCAACUGCAGCGCCUGCGCAGGCACAGGCCCAGUGAGGAGUCAGAUCUCUUGGGUCUCAGGCUGUUUGUGGAUGAGCAGGGUGGUCUGCUGCGUGAUUUCUCAGAGCUGCUGGAGCAGAGCGUCUCCUCUCUCAAACAGGAUGUGGCCGCCAUUGUACGACGCAAACGGGAACGCUCAGGAAUCUGGUCCUGACCCCCAUCCUCGUCUAGUCCUGAACGGAACAACUGGAACUCCCCCAUCAAACUAAUGUAAUGCCCAAUUGACCCCUGGACACAACCUCUAUGGCCAGGGCACUUCAUGUAGAUAUGAAAGGAUCUGAUAGGUAAAAACGUGCUGUACUUCUACCUUGCUGAAUGAUUGGCUGGGUGGGAGUUUCAACAUAUUGCUUUCAUAUUUUCAAUCCCUUCAGAUUUACACAAGUGCCAAGAGGAAAAGGGUCAGUUAGGUUUUUGAUCCUGUGUUUUAUCGUCAACAAGUUGGGAUUAUAUAUUGGACUCCCGUAAACGCUAAUGCUAACAAUACUAAUGUAGUGCAACUAGUGUUUGUGUGUUUACACUCCAUUACAUCUUGACUUUGCUGUAUUACCAGAAAUACAGUUGUUUCACUGCAGAGGUCAACUCUGACAAUUCUGGGCCCGUAUUCAUGAAGUGUCUCAGAGUGCUGAUCUAGAAUCAGGUCCCCUGUCUAUAUAAUUAUGAUUUUUUAUUUUAUUUCACCUUUAUUUAACCAGGUAGGCCAGUUGAGAACAAGUUCUCAUUUGCAACUGCGACCUGGCCAAGAUAAAGCAUAGCAAUUCGACACAUACAACAACACAGAGUUACACAUGGAAUAAACAAACAUACAGUCAAUAAUACAGUAGAAAAAUCUAUAUACAGCAUGUGCAAAUGAGGUAGGAUAAGAGAGGUAAGGCAAUAAAUAGUCCAUGGUGGCGAAAUAAUUACAAUAUAGCAAUUAAACACUGGAAUGGUAGAAUGUGCAGAAGAUGAAUGUGCAAGUAGAGAUACUGGGGUGCAAAGGAGCAAGAUAAAUACAGUAUGGGGAUGAGGUAGUUGGAUGGGCUAUUUACAGAUGAGCUAUGUACAUGUGCAGUGAUCUGUGAGCUGCUCUGACAGCUGGUGCUUAAAGCUAGUGAGGGAGGUAAGAGUCUCCAGUUUUAGUGAUUUUUGCAGUUCCUUCCAGUCAUUGGCAGCAGAGAACUGGAAGGAGAGGCGGCCAAAGGAAGAAUUGGCUUUGGGGAUGAUCAGUGAGAUAUACCUGCUGGAGCGCGUGCUACGGGUGGUUGCUGCUAUGGUGACCAGUGAGCUGAGAUAAGGCGGGGCUUUACCUAGCAGAGACUUGUAGAUGACCUGGAGCCAGUGGGUUUUGCGACGAGUAUGAAGCGAGGGCCAGCCAUCGAGAGCGUACAGGUCGCAGUGGUGGGUAGUGUAUAUGGGGCUUUGGUGACAAAACGGAUGGCACUGUGAUAGACUGCAUCCAAUUUGUUGAGUAGUGUUGGAGCCUAUUUUGUAAAUGACAACGCCGAAGUCGAGGAUCGGUAGGAUGGUCAGUUUUACGAGGGUAUGUUUGGCAGCAUGAGUGAAGGAUGCUUUGUUUGCGAAAUAGGAAGCCAAUUCUAGAUUUAAUUUUGGACUGGAGAUGUUUAAUGUGAGUCUGGAAGGAGAGUUUACAGUCUAGGUAUUUGUAGUUGUCCACAUAUUCUAAGUCAGACCCGUCCAGAGUAGUGAUGCUGGAUAUGGGCGGGCAGGUGCGGGGAGCGAUCAGUUGAAGAGCAUGCAUUUGGUUUUACUUGCAUUUAAGAGCAGUUGCAGGCCACGGAAGGAGAGUUGUAUGGCAUUGAAGCUCAUCUAGAGGUUAGUUAACACAGUGUCCAAAGAAGGGCCAGAGGUAUACAGAAUGGUGUCGUCUGCAUAGAGGUGGAUCAAAGAAUCACUAGCAGCAAGAACAACAUCAUUGAUGUAUACAGAGAAGAGAGUCGGCCCGAGGAUUGAACCCUGUGGCACCCCCAUAGAGACUGCCAGAGUUCUGGACAACAGGCCCUCCGAUUUGGCACACUGAACUCUAUCUGAGAAGUAGUUGGUGAACCAGGCGAGGCAAUCUUUUGAGAAACCAAGGCUGUUGAGUUUGCCAAUAAGAAUGUUGUGAUUGACAGAGUCGAAAGCCUUAGCCAGGUCGAUGAAUACGGCUGCACAGUAAUGUCUCUUAUCGAUGGCUGUUAUGAUAUGUUUCGGACCUUGAGCGUGGCUGAGGUGCACACAUGACCAGCUCUGAAACCAGAUUGCAUAGCGGAGAAGGUUGAGUGGGAUUGGAAAUGGUCGGUAAUCUGUUUGUUAACUUGGCUUUCGAAGACCUUAGAAAGGCAGGGUAGAAUAGAUAUAGGUCUGUAGCAGUUUGGGUCUAGAGUGUCUCCUCCUUUGAAGAGGGGGAUGACCGCGGCAGCUUUCCAAUCUUUGGGGAUCUUAGAUGAUACGAAAGAGAGGUUGAACAGGCUAGUAAUAGGGGUUGCAACAAUUUCGGCAGAUCAUUUUAGAAAGAGAGGGAGAGGUUGUCUAGCCCAGCUGAUUUGUAGGGGUCCAGAUUUUGCAGCUCUUUCAGAACAUCAGCUAUCUGGAUUUGGGUGAAGGAGAAAUGGGGGAGGUUCGGGUGAGUUGCUUUCGGGAGCGCAGGGCUGUUGACCGGGUUAGGGGUAGCCAGGUGGAAAGCAUGGCCAGCCGUAGGAAAAUGCUUAUUGAAAUUCUCAAUUAUAGUGGAUUUAUCGGUGGUAACAGUGUUUCCUAGCCUCAGUGCAGUGGGCAGCUGGGAGGAGGUGCUCUUAUUCUCCAUGGACUUUACAGUGUCCCAGAACUUUUUUGAGUUUGUGCUACAGGAUGCAAAUUUCUGCUUGAAAAAGCUAGCCUUAGCUUUCCUAACUGCCUGUGUAUAUUUGUUCCUAACUUCCCUGAAAAGUUGCAUAUCAUGGGGGCUAUUCGAUGCUAAUGCAGAAUGCCACAGGAUGUUUUUGUGCUGGUCAAGGGCAGUCAUGUCUCGAGAGAACCAAGGGCUGUAUAUGUUCUGGUUCAACAUUUUUUGAAUGGGGCAUGCUUAUUUAAGAUGGUGAGGAAGGCACUUUUAAAGAAUAACCAUGCAUCCUCUGACGGGAAGAGGUCUAUAUCCUUCCAGGAUACCCGAGCCAGGUCGAUUAGAAAGGCCUGCUCGCAGAAGUGUUUUAGGGGGCGUUUGACCGCAGACCCAUUACGGAUGCAGGCAAUGAGGCAGUGAUCGCUGAGAUCUUGGUUGAAAACAGCAGAGGUGUAUUUGGAGGGCAAGUUGGUUAGGAUGAUAUCUAUGAGGGUGCCCGUGUUUACGGAUUUGGGGUUGUACCUGGUGGGUUCAUUGAUCAUUUGUGUGAGAUUGAGGGCAUCAAUCUUAGAUUGUAGGAUGGCCCGGGUGUUAAGCAUGUCACAGUUUAGGUCUAGCAGCACGAGCUCUGAAGAUAGAUGGGGGGGCAAUCAAUUCACAUAUGGUGUCCAGGGCACAGCUGGGGGCAGAAGGUGGUCUAUAGCAAGCGGCAACAGUGAGAGACUUGUUUCUGGAAAGACGGAUUUUUAAAAGUAGAAGUUUGAAUUGUUUGGGUACAGACCUGGAUAGUAAGACAGAACUCUGCAGGCUAUCUCUGUAGUAGAUUGCAACUCCGCCCCCUUUGGCAGUUCUAUCUUGUCGGAAAAUGUUAUAGUUAGGGAUGGAAAUUUCAGGGUUUUUGGUGGACUUCCUAAGCCAGGAUUCAGACACGGCUAGGACAUCCGGUUUGGCAGAGUGUGCUAAAGCAGUGAAUAAAACAGAGUGAGGAGGCUUCUAAUGUUAACAUGCAUGAAACAUGCAUCUAAAGGGGGAAGCUGGUCCUUGGUCAAUACUCCUAUUCUGAGAUGCUUUUAGGAUAUGGGUCCUGAUCAACAUCAGAGGUUUAAUAACUUCUUUAUUUCAGUUUUGAAAAAAAUUGAAAUGAAUACCGAGACAAUAAAUCAAUUUCAAUGUAAUCAUUGGAAAUAUCUUUAUUGAUACAGAUUAAAGUUGAGAAAAUCAUGAUAAUAAUUUAACAAAAAUAAAGUAAUUCAUAUUUUACUCAAUUGCUAUAUGCAGUCAACAUCAAUCACAUUAUCAUAGAGGUGAUUAUCAUGUCAUGUAGAAUAUGUUGUGACUCUAUUGGCACAUGUCUAUGUUGCAUUUGAAUAAAUGCAGUGUGGGAAAAGUGCUAAGUUAGCACAUUGAUACCUUACUGCACAGUAUUUGAACUUAUCCAAGUGUGCUCAAGACAUCUUUUGGGGUUAUUUUGAAUGAUGACUCUACACAUUUUUGUGGGUUGGCUUUGGUUGUGUUUCAGAUUAUUU
Messenger RNA from Salvelinus fontinalis (brook trout), 7343 nucleotides. RefSeq names its product kinesin family member 28 (gene kif28). Bases 34 to 3174 code for a protein of 1046 amino acids. Gene Ontology annotation, biological process: microtubule-based movement; cytoskeleton-dependent intracellular transport. Gene Ontology annotation, molecular function: microtubule binding; ATP binding; ATP hydrolysis activity. The transcript has 25 exons. Gene Ontology annotation, cellular component: microtubule; kinesin complex. The record is from RefSeq and is a predicted model, not a curated record. Lineage: Eukaryota; Metazoa; Chordata; Actinopteri; Salmoniformes; Salmonidae.